Acinonyx jubatus (cheetah) is the source of this 2714-nucleotide messenger RNA. It is a transcript of the gene TATDN1, whose product is annotated as TatD DNase domain containing 1. The transcript has 12 exons. Bases 57 to 854 code for a protein of 265 amino acids. NCBI's taxonomy places the organism in Eukaryota, Metazoa, Chordata, Mammalia, Carnivora, Felidae. The record is from RefSeq and is a predicted model, not a curated record. Gene Ontology annotation, molecular function: 3'-5'-DNA exonuclease activity. Gene Ontology annotation, cellular component: cytosol.
GGGCGGGACGACGGACGCCACUUCCGCUUCCGCCGGGGAGGAGUCGGGCCGCAGACAUGAGUCGCUUCAAGUUUGUGGAUAUUGGUAUCAACUUGACAGAUCCUAUGUUCAGAGGAAUUUAUAGGGGAGUUCAGAAGCAUCAAGACGACUUACAAGAUGUAAUAGAAAGAGCUGUCCAGAUUGGUGUUAAAAAGUUUAUGAUCACAGGAGGAAAUCUGCAGGACAGUAAAGAGGCACUGCAUUUGGCACAAACAAAUGAUAUGUUUUUCAGUACAGUUGGAUGUCAUCCUACAAGAUGUGAUGAAUUUGAAAAGAAUGACCCUGAUCUUUACCUAAUGGAGUUGUUAAAUCUUGCUGAAAACAAUAAGGGGAAAGUUGUAGCAAUAGGGGAAUGUGGACUUGAUUUUGACCGGCUACAGUUCUGUCCCAGGGAUACUCAGCUCAAAUAUUUUGAAAAACAGUUUGAACUGGCAGAACAAACAAAAUUACCAAUGUUUCUUCACUGUCGGAACUCACAUGCUGAAUUUUUGGACAUAAUGAAAAGAAACAGAGAUCGGUGUGUAGGUGGAGUGGUGCAUUCAUUUGAUGGUACCAAGGAAGCAGCAGCUGCCUUGAUGGACUUGGAUCUCUAUAUAGGAUUUAAUGGUUGCUCACUGAAAACUGAGGCUAAUUUGGAAGUUUUGAAGUCAAUACCUAGUGAAAAAUUAAUGAUUGAAACUGAUGCACCUUGGUGUGGAGUGAAAAGUACACAUGCUGGGUCAAAAUAUGUAAAAACUUCGUUUCCUACCAAAAAGAAGUGGGAAAAUGGGCACUGUGUGAAAGACAGGAAUGAACCCUGCCAUAUAAUAUUAUAAAUUCCAUGAAACACAUUUUGAAGCUCUUGUAUGUCAGGAAGGUGUAAGUUACUGAGGUUACAUAGAAGAAUCAAAGUCCCUGCCCGCAUCCACCCAGCAGAUGACAAGAUACAUUCUGCCAGGCACUUUGGAUAAGACAUUGAAGGUGUCAGACAGGAAUCCUUGCCCUCCUGAAGCAAAGCAGCAGAAAGUAUAAUCCAAGAUGUUAGUUCUGUUAUAGAGGUAUGAAUAUACGACUAGGAGCACAGGACAUAGUCACUGCCUGCCUUGUGGGGAAGUAGCUUAACUAAGGUGACAUUUCAACUGGUCACAAAGUGCAACUGGGAGUUAGGCCAGACCAGGACAGACGCCUUGAGCAAAGGCAGGCUGCAGAAGGGCUUGGCUGCUCAGAGGGGAAACAAUGAGUUUACUGUGACAAAAAGUAGGAUGCACGGGUAAGUGAUAAGUCUGCGAAGACUGGUGAGGGCUCCUGUAUGCCAACCUCAGUAGUUUAGAUUUCACCAGGACCCAAAGGACUUUCAGCAGGAAAAUGGCAGUUGUUUUUAAAACGCUGUUAACAUAUCAGCACAGAGAAAGGACUGAAAAAGGAGAUGGGUGUCAGGAACCUUACUGAUUUCCCACAUUAUGCAGGUAAGUUCUAAUUCUGAGUAGUUAACAGAGGAAAGUUCUGUAGUUUACUAAGGAAAUUGGGUCCUUAAUGUCAAUUUAAAUGUUAACAGAUUUGCUUUUAGCAUACUUUGAUCUAGAUAAUAAAAAUUUAGUCUAUAUUAAGCGAAGCUUUUGUGUUACGAUUAUGUACUUUUUAAAAAGUUCCAGUAAGUCUUUAAUCUCUGUCCCUAAUUCCUUUAGUUGCUUGUAUUUAAGAAACCCAUAGCAGGGACAAAAAACUUAACACAAAGAAUAUUUACAUGUUUAAUUUGGACUUUAGAACUUUCUAAUUCAUGUAUAAAAAUAUUACAUAUAGUACGGCUAGAGAACACUCAUGAUGAUGAUUAUUCUAGGCAGAGAAACUGAAAGAUCUGACACCCAGGCUGUUCUUGAUCGUGCAGGGAAAAAGUACAGAGGAGAAAGCACGUCUCCCUCCCCCCUCCCCCAAUAACCAUGCAUUAUUCCAAGUAAAUAACUUGUAACUUCCUUUGCGGUCACUGUGCUAAUGAUGAUGCAGCAAUUUCCUGCUGUCCUUUGAAACUAAUUCUCUUAGCAGAGGUGCUCAAACUUUGCUGUACCCACAAUGCCACCCACCUUGCGACUCAGCACACAUGUACGUAUAAAACCAUACAAAAAUGAAACAGUACUUCCCUUAUUAAGUGCAAUGUACUUUUCCUUUUCUUACAAUUUUCUGAAAAUUCAUCAUGACGCACUAAUGAAUGCAUAAUGACUUACGGUUUGAAAGAACUCGCCGUCUUCACUGGGUUAGUUCCAUUAAUUUGUGGUAGACAUGAUAUGGGCUGGUUUUAGAAUUUAUUUGAACCUGGUCCUUGUCUCAACUUACCCUAUUUUAAAUAUGGCAGCAGUUCAGCCUUUCUGUUGAAAACUUUAUAGCUGGUUAAAGCUUGUUAUGUUAAAGGUGCUAGUACAAGAGCUUCCUUUGCAUGGAUGAAGAGAAAACCUUUAAAACUGAGCAGGUACUUGGAAAUAACCAUCCAUUUUUGUUUUCUCUUUCAGUCAAAUACUGGAGAUAAUGUCAGCAGUGAGAGAGCAGGAUCCACUGGAAUUAGCCAAUACACUAUAUAACAACACCAUUAAAAUCUUUUUUCCUGACAUGUAAUUAGCAUGUCCUUUCCAUUUUCCAUCAUGUAUGUAAAAUUUCAUGGUAAACCUUCCUAAAGGACUGAAUAAAGAAAUGCUCUGGAAGUUGAA